This is a messenger RNA of Frieseomelitta varia, 1024 nucleotides long. It is a transcript of the gene NC2beta, whose product is annotated as protein Dr1. The transcript has 2 exons. Gene Ontology annotation, cellular component: negative cofactor 2 complex. NCBI's taxonomy places the organism in Eukaryota, Metazoa, Arthropoda, Insecta, Hymenoptera, Apidae. The record is from RefSeq and is a predicted model, not a curated record. Gene Ontology annotation, molecular function: core promoter sequence-specific DNA binding; TBP-class protein binding; general transcription initiation factor activity. Gene Ontology annotation, biological process: chromatin remodeling; negative regulation of transcription by RNA polymerase II; positive regulation of transcription by RNA polymerase II. The coding region runs from base 255 to 758 and encodes 167 amino acids.
GUUCGUUUUAUCAAAUUCAUUUUUCUAUUACAUAUUUAUUACAUUUUUCUCUUUUACUUACACUCUCUUUAAUACUGAUGAUUUGCAUAAUAUGGAGUUUUUGAAAAAACGAGAAGUGAAAUUUAUUUGUAUUUUAUUUGUUUGAAGCAAAAACAGUGUAUUUUAUUAUUACAACGGAGUCGUUAAUUUUUAGAUGCAUUGCGUCUAAAAAUUGUAACUCGAUAGACGUCCGUGGAUGCGUUAGAUAGAGAAACAUGGCCUCGGCUGCCAUAUCACCGACGGAAGACGAUGAAUUGACCUUGCCACGUGCGUCGAUCAACAAAAUGAUUAAGGAAAUUUUACCACACGUACGCGUAGCAAACGAAUCCCGGGAAUUGAUAUUAAACUGUUGCACGGAAUUUAUUCACUUACUUUCCUCUGAAGCAAAUGAAAUUUGUAAUCAGCAGCAGAAGAAAACAAUUAAUGCCGAACAUGUGCUUCAAGCGCUUGAAAAGCUUGGAUUUGGAGAUUAUAGCGCAGAAGCUGAGGCAGUCUUGCGAGAUUGCAAAGCUGUUGCGGCUAAGCGAAGAAGACAGAGUACUAGAUUAGAAAAUUUAGGAAUUCCGGAAGAAGAACUCCUUAGGCAGCAACAAGAAUUGUUUGCAAAAGCAAGAGAAGAACAAGCAGUUGCUGAACAACAACAGUGGCAACAAUUACAAGCAGUUGCGCAAAUGGCCUCGAUGCAGCAGGCUGAUAGCGAACAAGAAGAUUAUUCGUAAACGAACUUUACUUUUUUUGAUUUGUUUCAAUGUGUUUGGCAACGAAUGAAAGAUGUUUUCUUUUUUUUUUUUGUUGUUGUUGCAAUAACGAUGGGAUAAUUACGAUAAUGUAUAUCGUUUCAAUUUUUCUUUGAUUUAUUCGAUUUUACAUUUACUAUUACAUGUAAAACCUCACUCAGAAAAACGUAGAAAAUCAUUACUUUCCAACUUCUGUGAUUAUGCAUUACGAAUCUAAAUAAAUGAUGAUGACUUUUUGUUAAAAAAAA